Molecule: messenger RNA, 219 nt
Organism: Prunus armeniaca (apricot)
Lineage: Eukaryota; Viridiplantae; Streptophyta; Magnoliopsida; Rosales; Rosaceae
Source: the annotation of a GenBank genome assembly
AUGAAGCCUUCUAUGCAUAAUUCUGCCAUUAACAUGGCAAAAUUCAUGCAUGAGAGUAUAGAAGUACAGGAAGGAAAUUUGCAAGAGGAAGAAUUGGGAUUUGCACCAACAGCACUGGAUGAUUCUCUGCCAGAAAUGGAGGAUCCUUUGAAAGAAAUAAACCUGGGAACAGAAGAGGAUCCUAGACCUACUUUCAUUAGAAAUUGCACUUCUGCAUGA